This is a messenger RNA of Xylaria bambusicola, 2311 nucleotides long. RefSeq lists its product as uncharacterized. NCBI's taxonomy places the organism in Eukaryota, Fungi, Ascomycota, Sordariomycetes, Xylariales, Xylariaceae. The transcript has 4 exons. The record is from RefSeq and is a predicted model, not a curated record. The coding region runs from base 243 to 2213 and encodes 656 amino acids.
UUUCGUGCAUCUGCUGGUUCAGGUAUUGUUUGUCUAAUUCAUGGGCGGGCUCCUGAUGUAUCAACAAUUCAUUUCCAACCCGUAGUCCCUCAUUAUACCUUGCGUUCCUCUCGUCGGAAAGACCUCAUUGCAUCGACUGUUAGCGAUUGUGAGAUAUCUCCCGCGUAGAUGACUUGAUCAUCACAGCGAAAUAUCGUGGGCUCGACGCCGUCGCCUUGCCUUCUGCACAGUCGGGCAUCAAUAUGCUUUCUUCGACGGAAAACUCCAAUUCUUUUGGCCACUUCGGCAGCCAGUGGUCGAGAAACUCGAGUUGGGGGGAUAAUUCAAGCUUCUCACAGGCAGCCUACAAUGGCAGUUCGACGUUUGGUGUCAUUACCGAGCUGAAGUUCCAGGCUGCAAAAUCGUCACGCCAGUCUACCAUCAUCCUUACAGCGUUCAACAUCGUUUCCGCGGCGGCAACGGCAGCAGGGAUCCUUUACAACAACUAUCUGAUUAUGAAGAGAUCACCGCUGAGGCGGAAACAACGGGUCAAUAUUUUUACGUGCGUUCGAGGUUCAGAUGUAUAUCCUUUCAUCCUUUCGGUAGCCAUUGUUGUCCAAGGUAUAAUAUUUGCUGUCUCGCAAGCUCAAGGUUUGGACAGCCUUUUCCAAUCCGGAUGCGCUUUGAUAUCACAAUUCAUGUGGCCUGGAAUUUUCAUUGUACCCUAUACACAACUCGUUUUCUCCGUCGAAACUGCCUUGCGAGCGCUCAAAUCAGAUCCAUUCCCCCCGAGGGGCAAAUGGACUGUGCCAAUCUGCUUGACGAUCGUUAAAAUUGCAUUGCUUGCCACCGGACUAGUCACUUUCUUUAUUCGCGCGCCGAACAUCUGUUUUGCUUCUCUCUUCUGGUUUGUGGCGAAAUGGGCAGAAGGGGGCUUCGCGAUCCUGAUAGGCAUUGCCAUGAUGAUGGUGGCUUGCGCUGUAACAAUAUAUCUUAAGCUCACGAGACAUUCGAUGAUAGAGGACGAAGAAAGAGUUGGCGCUUCUCGGAUGAUCUACUACAUCGUACUUGCGAUCAUCCCCAACGUUUUGAUGAUCCCAUUCUUUGGUUAUCUAUCUUUUGGAAAUCCAUUCGAAAAUGGUGGCGGAACCGGAUUGACGUUGUCAAUGGUUUCUACAGUUGUCUCCAACGUGACUGGACUCAUGACUGGCGGGCUCUACUUGUUCCUUCGAUCCAGCACUAUCGCUUGUAUCACUCCGAAAAACAAGCUUGACGAAUACGAGCGACGACAGGUAAACUAUCAAGCUAGAUUACGAAAACCUGGCGAGACGGAUUUUAACAGUCAUAUCAUGAAACCGGUAGCAGCGCCUCAGUGGCUACAUGGUGCAGAGUCACAAGAGAAGCCAACAAUACAAGAUAGCAAUAACUGCUAUGAAUCACAAGGCGGAACUUGGCCCAUUGUUGCAGAUGGCCCGAACCCUCUGAGAUUAAACACAGCUUUCAAGCAAAUGCCAGCCCUACGAAGUCCAACUGACACCCAAACACCAUUAUCCAUGAUGCCAUCACGAAAACAAUCAACAACAUCGUACACACUGUUCCCAAAUCAAAGCCUAGAAAGAGCGUCGAAAGUCUUGCUACCCGCCACGACGUACUCGCCUAACGCAGGCGAGAACUUAGGCAAUGACUUUUAUGGCAUGCUUAUACCACCGCCAUCUAUCCGGCAACCAGGGUUUCACCAUCGACGUGAGUCCUCCAUGGCCUCAUCUGCAACAGUACAGAUAGGUCUACGCCUUUCAAAUGUCGAGGACGUGCGGCCAGCGACUGCCAGCACUGUUGGAGUACCUGAACGGACACAUGACUUGGGCUGUCCUGAAAACCCGAAAAUCGAGCUCAUGAAUAGGCCAGCUCCUCUAUUAACCAGAGAUAGCGUAUCGUCGUCACCAAUGUCGCAGCAAUUUUUUAGACCAACCCAGCCGGAAAAUGCAAUGAAGAACUUGCCAUCGGUCCCUCAAGACUCUCGAGUUGAAACAGAAAACGCACCCAUUCUCAACCCGACUGUGUACAGUCCAAAAAGCCCUACCAAAGGAAAAGUUCCAAGUCCCAAAGGAGUGGGUUUUAAUGUACCAACAAGAAGUGUUACCACGCCUGUUGAAACGAUCGAAGUGAGAAGUCUAGUUUCUCACCCUAGCGGGGACCCUGUUGCUGGAGAUGCAGACAGAACUAAUUGGAUAUGAAUGACGAAUUAUUGCGUCUUGGUUCCAGAGUAUUAAGGCUACCUUGAUACUUCUUCAUCUCUUAUAUCGAGAUUCUCGAUUUAAAUCAUACCUAUUAU